CGGAAACAUUGCGGGGCCACAGCGACAACAACCACGACCAGCACCAGACCAUUAGACAGAGCUACUCAUCCAUGCCAGCGCCAAAGGAGUUCAAGCGCGUCGUAGUCGACCUCAACGAAGACCCAGACGCAGACAACGAAACGACCCCCGGGCCGCUCUCCCCCAUUGAGCAUGAUCUCGAAUUAGAAGAACUCGACUCCGACAUCUUCAGGUCUAAACGGCCUCUCUGGCGACCCGCUGCAGCGCGCGCAAUCUUUGGUGGUAGCAUUCUGAGCCAGUGCUUGGCAUCUUGUGCACGGACAGUGCCCGAGGGAUACAUCAUCCACUCCCUCCACUCCUACUUUGUGUUGCCUGGAGAUGAGACACGACCCAUUGUCUACCAUGUCGAGCGUGUGCGGGACGGCAAGUCGUACUGUACACGCACAGUGCAGGCACGGCAGCGAAAUAAGUGCAUCUUGACGAUGACUUGCUCCUUCCAGCGUCAUGAAGAGUCAAGCCUAACGCAUCAAGUCACCAUGCCACAAGUGCCAGAACCCGAUGCGCUGCUUGCACCCAAGGACAUGCUGGCUCGCUCAAAGCGCAUGAUUGUCGACCCUGUCUUGCGCGCAAAGAUUGAAGCAGAAGCAGCCGUCAGUCCAAUCGAAUCGCGCAUGGUCCUCUUCCAGCAAAAGGACAAGAAACCAGACGAGAGGCACGUCGCUUUGUGGGUCAAGGCGAAAGGUCAAAUUUCUGGCGACUUCCAUGCUCAUGCUGCGGCAAUUGCCUAUUUUUCAGACUCCUGGUUCUUGUCUACGGCACUCCGUGUGAACAACAAGACUCCGCAACAUGCAAGUAUGAUGGCCAGUCUGGAUCACUCUAUUUAUUUCCACAAACAGGCACGCGCCGACGAAUGGUUGCUCUAUGAUAUGAAUUCUACAUGGAGUGGACGUGGUCGUGGUCUGGCACACGGUCGGAUCUUUACAAAGGAUGGGGACCUCAUAGCAGAGUGUGUUCAGGAAGGCCUCAUUCGCAUGAAGUUGUAGGGCAUCAGGUGGACCACCAGCGGCAUGGCGACCGUCGCGCACGCACCUGCAACUCAGAAGCCAUUAAUACACUUGUACUAAUCAGCCUAUUCUACGACCUGUGAUUACCUGGAUGAUCAUGGAUACUGUGCGACUGCCAUGUCUCGCAGCAGGGCC
Messenger RNA from Protomyces lactucae-debilis, 1178 nucleotides. Its product is annotated as acyl-CoA thioesterase family protein. Gene Ontology annotation, molecular function: fatty acyl-CoA hydrolase activity. Bases 72 to 1022 code for a protein of 316 amino acids. Gene Ontology annotation, cellular component: peroxisomal matrix. Gene Ontology annotation, biological process: acyl-CoA metabolic process; fatty acid catabolic process. The record is from RefSeq and is a predicted model, not a curated record. NCBI's taxonomy places the organism in Eukaryota, Fungi, Ascomycota, Taphrinomycetes, Taphrinales, Protomycetaceae. The transcript has 2 exons.